AUGUAUCCUUUUGCACCUUCAAGACUGCCAGAGCUAGGGAUUCAGCUUUAUCCAGUUGAUUUUGAGCCUUGUAGACAGAUGCCAGAUCUAGCCUGGCCCAUUGAGCAUCCGGGUGCAUGGCUCCUAGCUUUCUGUUUUGGCCUACGCCGUCAAAUCUUCUUCCCAUUACUUGGAGACGGCAUCUUUACGCAGGAUGGUGCUGCGUGGAAGCAUUCAAGAGAACUUCUCCGGCCACAAUUUACACGGCAGCAAUAUCAAGGCCUUGAUAUUUUCCGGGAACACGUGAAUGAUUUGAUUGCAUUAAUCCCAAAGGACGGUCAGCCUGUUGAUCUCCAGCCUCUUUUUUUCCAGCUUACUCUCGACACCACGACGGAACUUAUUUUUGGAGCCUCUAUAAAUACUCUCAAAAAGGAAGAAGGUAUCUCUCGGACCAAGGAUUUUGCAGAGAACUUUGACACUGCUCAGAAUUUUGUUGUUCAGCGUUUUCGUCUUCUAGACUUGUACUGGCUUAUUGGCGGACAAAAAUUUCAACGCUCCUGUGCAACUGUCCAUGAUUUUGUGGAUGAUAUUAUAGAAAAUAGUCAGCGAGAGGCCCAGAAAGAUUCCAGAAAAGCUUCUCGGUACCUAUUUUUCAAUACCAUUGCACAAAAGUACAAUGACAAAAAGGCAGUCAGGGACCAGCUUGUUAACGUGUUACUUGCUGGUCGAGAUACGACUGCGUGCUUAUUGACAUGGACCUUCCAUUUGCUUGCUCAACACCAAAGAGUCUUGAAAUGUCUCUUAGACGAAAUAUCGCAUACUGUAGGGCAAAGAGACGGUCUAACACGAGAGGAUCUAAAAAAAAUGCCAUACUUGGCAAACAUUCUUAAAGAAACUCUUCGGCUAUAUCCAUCUGUUCCUGUAAACACUAGAACAGCGCAUCGCACGACCAUCCUUCCAACAGGCGGAGGACCGGAUGGUCUAUCACCGGUGAUUAUUCGAAAAGGAGAAAAUGUUGCUUUCUGUAUUUAUGCAAUGCAUCGCCGGGAGGAUCUCUAUGGCAAAGACGCAGAAGAGUUUCGUCCAGAACGCUGGGAAGAGAAUCUACCACUUUUCAAAGACGAGACUACCGCGUCUUGGGGGUACCUCCCUUUCAAUGGAGGCCCACGAGUUUGUCUAGGACAAGAUUUUGCCCUCAUUGAAGCUUCCUACACCAUCGUGCGAAUCUUACAGGCAUUCCCUAAUCUACGAGCUGCACCUGAUUCAGGCCACGAAACACAAAUGUCCAAGCAACAAACCGUUGGUAUCACCGAGCUGUAUAGAUGCCAGGGCAAGACACCGGAAAUAGACAUAGUCGCAGUCCAUGGUUUGAAUGGUGACGCCUUCGAGACAUGGACGUCGUCGAGCAAUGAUUCCGAGAGAGUCUGCUGGCUAAACCAUCCGGACCUCCUGCCACACUUCGUCGGGAACGCUCGUGUAUUGACAUGGGGUUACAAUGCAAAUAUUACAUCCCUAUUUGGGAAGUCUACAAGUUCUGAUCGAAUUCUGCAACACGCUCAGACUCUGGUUGAAGAUCUCCUGGCGGAUAGGGAGCUCGAAGAUGCUACUGAUCGACCUAUUGUUUUUGUUUGCCACUCACUUGGUGGAAUUAUCGUGAAACGUGCCUUAAGUUUCUCUGCGAGUCGCUCAUCACCAAGAUCUGCACGCCUACAUUCCCUAUAUUUGUGUACGUAUGGGAUUCUCUUCUUCGGCACGCCUCACAACGGCUCUAGCAAAGCCCGCCUACUAGACGGUCUCCAAAAGCUUGCGUCCAACAUCGUCCCCAAACGGGCCAUACAAUUUGAAUCAGGACUCAUCAAAGCACUAAAAGAUGGUUCCGAGACGCUUCAGAACAUUACAAACGAUUUUGCCCCCCUGAUGUCCCGUUUUCACAUGUACUUUUUCUGGGAGCAGCUGAAAACCGACCUGAAAUAUACCAAAGACUACAUCGUGGAGGAAUCAAGUGCUGCGCCCAUGCUGGACUCGAUAUCGGGGAGAUGUGGGAUUUCAGCGGAUCACAGAGGUAUGUGUAAGUUCCAGAGUCCGGAUUCUCCUGGCUUUCGUACCGCCAUUGCUGCCAUCAAGCGGUAUGCUCAGAAUGCCCCGAGCAUAAUCGGCCCAAGGCUGGCUCAGUACCAAGUCCAGUCGACCCAGUUGCGGAAAGAUGAAGCAAUGGAGCUGUUAAACAGCAUAUGA
Talaromyces atroroseus is the source of this 2214-nucleotide messenger RNA. RefSeq lists its product as hypothetical. The transcript is spliced from 9 exons. NCBI's taxonomy places the organism in Eukaryota, Fungi, Ascomycota, Eurotiomycetes, Eurotiales, Trichocomaceae. Bases 1 to 2214 code for a protein of 737 amino acids. The record is from RefSeq and is a predicted model, not a curated record. Gene Ontology annotation, molecular function: iron ion binding; heme binding; oxidoreductase activity, acting on paired donors, with incorporation or reduction of molecular oxygen, reduced flavin or flavoprotein as one donor, and incorporation of one atom of oxygen.